AUGGGUCAGCCUGCUUCUGAGUUGCUUUUAAACCAAAUUGCAGAGACUGAUGCUGAGCAACUGGUUAAGAAAGCAAGGACGAUGACUACCGAAUCCUCAAUGAAAGAUGCUUUCUUUCUAUACGCUGAUUAUCUCAACAACUUCAUUGAACCUUUGCGUCUAGGGAUUGAGUCUUAUAGGAGGUCAAAGGUUAAAGGAACGAUCUUUCGAUAUGGAAACUUUGAUUCUUCUUCUGCUGAGAGUGGGUUUGAGUCUUAUUGUAAAGACAACAAAGAAGAGGUUCUGGAGAAAGCAGGGAAAGAUUUAGAAGCAGUGAGGGAACAACACUUUUCCCGGCUGAUGAAAGAGCUUCAAGGCACUGAUUUUUGGAAGCUCCGACGAGCUUACUCCCCAGGGGCUACGCCAAUGGUUGCAGGUGCUGCAGUAGCUGCUGCUGCUAUAGCUGGUAGAUAUGGUAUACACUCUUGGCAAGCCUUCAAGGCCAGGCCCAUCGUGCCUAGAAUGCGCAAGUUUGAUGAAGGUGGUUUCCAAGCUGCCAUGACACAGGCGUGA
This is a messenger RNA of Brassica rapa (field mustard), 552 nucleotides long. RefSeq lists its product as uncharacterized. Lineage: Eukaryota; Viridiplantae; Streptophyta; Magnoliopsida; Brassicales; Brassicaceae. Gene Ontology annotation, molecular function: sequence-specific DNA binding. The record is from RefSeq and is a predicted model, not a curated record.